Trichoderma gamsii is the source of this 2625-nucleotide messenger RNA. RefSeq lists its product as hypothetical. NCBI's taxonomy places the organism in Eukaryota, Fungi, Ascomycota, Sordariomycetes, Hypocreales, Hypocreaceae. The transcript has 3 exons. Gene Ontology annotation, molecular function: zinc ion binding; DNA binding; DNA-binding transcription factor activity, RNA polymerase II-specific. The record is from RefSeq and is a predicted model, not a curated record. Gene Ontology annotation, biological process: DNA-templated transcription; regulation of DNA-templated transcription. The annotation marks the transcript as partial.
GCGACUGUCCAAGACAUCUCCCGAAACCAGUCCAACCCUGCAGACAUAUCUCAGAAGCUCGAUGUGACAUCGCGUGCCGACCCAAAGAAAAAGGCCCGUCGAGGGACCGAUUCGGCAAGCCAGAAGCGAAGAUGCAUCAGCACCGCCUGCGUUGCCUGUCGCCGGCGCAAGUCCAAGUGCGAUGGCGCGCUGCCAAGCUGUGCCGCCUGUGCCAGCGUCUACGGCACCGAAUGCAUCUACAACCCGAAUUCCGACCAUCGCCGCAAGGGAGUGUACCGAGAAAAGAUUGACAGCAUGAAGGCCCAGAACUCGACGCUGCAAAUCAUUGUUGAAGCAAUCCUAAACGCCAACGACGACGAGGUCCCCGAAGUUGUCAACAAGAUCCGGACAUGCGACAACCUCGACACCGUGGCCCAGGAGCUCUUGGCGAUGAGCUCUGAAGUCAAGGAAGAAGAUUUCGACGAUGAGACUGACCAUAGCGCCAUGUCGUUCUUGCCCGUGCAAGGAGAACGGGAGCUGGCUGGGAAAAUGGGAGAGCUGCGCCUGGAAAAUGGCUCACUGCGCUUCAUUGGCGGCACCUCUCAUCUCAUCUAUCUGGGCGACCCUCACCACGACGACCUCACGUACGACUCGCCCUCAGAGCCGGGGACAUUCAACGAGAACCCCAUCACCUCCUGGACCCGCGUCACCACCGACCCACGCCUCAUCAUGCACCUGAUGAACAUGUAUUUCAAUUAUCACUAUCCCUAUUUCACCACACUUUCGCGGAAGCUGUUUUGGCGUGAUUUCAUGAGAGGCAAAGCAGGACUUUUACCAGGAACAGUAUAUUGCUCCUCGCUACUAGUCAAUGCAAUGCUAGCGCUAGGCUGCCACUUCACCGAUAUCCCAGGUGCUUUUGGCAUCCCCGGAGACAGCAGGACAAAAGGAGACCACUUCUUUGCUGAGGCUAAACGACUCAUCACCGAGAAUGACGAGUAUGAGAAGCCCCGACUCGUGACUGUACAAGCUCUGGCCCUCAUGUCCGUGAGAGAGGCGGGAUGCGCAAGAGAAGCCAAGGGCUGGGUAUACAGCGGCAUGAGCUUCAGGAUGGCUCUCGACAUUGGUCUCAACCUUGAGGUGGAUGGGCUGGAUAAGGAGCAUAUGACGGAAGAAGAGAUCGACGCUCGGCGAAUCACCUUUUGGGGAUGUUUCCUAUUCGACAAAACUUGGUCCAACUACCUGGGCCGCCUACCGCAACUCCCUAGACACUCCUUCACAGUCUCCAAAAUCGACGUCUUCCCCGAUGAAGAUGCUGCGCUGUGGUCGCCAUUCACUGACAAGGGGUUCGAUGAAUCACUUGCUCAGCCGUCAAGAACGCGAGCAGUUGCGCUCCAUUUGUCAAAAUUAUGUGAAAUCAGUAGCGACAUACUUGUCUUCUUCUAUCAUCCGAGCCAUAUAAAGAGAGCUAGCAGCAAGUCUCUUGAACUCAAGAAGCUUGGCGAGCUUCAUCAACGACUCGAAGAAUGGCGGAAGAACCUGCCCAAAGAAUUCGAGCCAAAGGAAGGCUUGCUGCCAAAUGUGAUAUUGAUGCUCUCAUUCUUCCAUCUCCAGUAUAUCCACCUAUUUAGACCAUUCUUGAAAUAUUCGCCAUCCACAUCUCCUCUACCCUCCCACAUAUCUCCCAGGCGAAUAUGUACUGCAAAUGCGGGUGCUAUUUCCAAAUUAAUGAGGUUAUAUAAGAAAUCAUGGAACCUUCGACAAAUUUGCAAUAUCGCAGUCUAUAUGAUUCACAGCGCAUGCACGAUCCACCUGCUCAACCUCCCAGAAAAGACUGCCAAGAGAGACCUCACCCAUGGUCUUCGACAUCUGGAGGAAAUUGCGGAAGAUUGGCUCUGUGCCAGGCGGACGCUGAGCAUUCUUAGUGUUCUAGCAAGGAAAUGGAGGUGCGAACUACCAGAGGACGCAGAGAUGAUCCUCAAGCGAACAGACGAAAGAUUUGAAUACUACAGCACAUCCGAAGUUCCAUCCCCUGGAUCGAGCAGCAACGUAGCACCUACAUCGCCAGGUAUCUCGGAGGAAGGGACAGCAGGGACAGCUGCGGCUGCCAGGCUCGAGUAUGGACAGAUUAGACACCAGAACUCGGAGCUUAUAGCACAACCUGCACUACAGACAUCUAUUGAGGAGCGCAUGUCAAUGGACUCGCCACUAGCUAUGACCAACGGUAAUCCUCUUUCCGGCCAGCAAGUCAUGGCCAUGGACCCAACGCAAAUGGACUUUCAAGAUAUACUAAACGCAUGGCCACAACAACUAAACAUGCCUCUAAACUCACAAUCCCCAGACCUAUCAUCCACUGCGCAGAGCCAACUGUCGUCAAAUAUGAGCCACAACCCGAGUCAGCACCUUAAUAUUGACAGUCGGGAGUGGCUACUAAGCGAUUCGGCGCGAUUGCACCAAAGCUUCGGAAGCUGGAACAUGAGACAGCAGCAGCAGCAGCCCCGAGCGCCUCCAACAACAAAUGCGAUGUUCAUGUUUAACAACGGCCAGGCAGAUGGUGCUACGGUUGAUACACCUGAUUUGAGCAAUUUCGAUUCACUUAGUGAGUCUUUGACGACAAUCAAUACCUGGCUGCCGCCGGGACUGGAGUAA